AUGAGGUCUCGAAAGGAAAGGAGUCGCUUGACCUUGUUUUGGGGUCUGAUGCUGGGUCUGUCGUCCUGCCUCCGGCCCGCCACCGCAGAGAUCUGUGGUCCGAGCAUCGACAUUGGCAAUGACAUCAGUGAAUUCAGGCGUCUCGAGAACUGCACGGUGGUGGAGGGCUACCUGCAAAUUCUCCUCAUCGGUGACAAGAACAACAACAACAUCAAUCAGGAAGUUUUCCGCUCCUUGAGUUUCCCCAAGCUGACCAUGAUCACAGACUACUUGCUGCUGUUCCGGGUAUCUGGUCUGGACAGUCUGAGUGCACUCUUUCCCAACCUUACUGUCAUACGAGGACGAAACCUCUUCUACAACUAUGCCCUUGUGAUCUUUGAGAUGACCAGCUUGAAGGACAUCGGCCUGUACAACCUGAGGAACAUCACCCGCGGUGCCAUCCGCAUUGAGAAGAACCCUGAGCUCUGCUACCUGGACUCCAUAGAUUGGUCCCUCAUCAUGGACGCCGAGUUCAACAAUUACAUUGCUGGGAACAAGCAGUCCAAAGAGUGCAGUGACGUUUGUCCAGGCAUCAUGGAGAACAACCCUCAGUGCAGAAAGACCAUGUUCAACAACAACUACAACUACCGCUGCUGGAACUCCAAUCACUGCCAGAAAGAGUGUCCAGAGAAGUGUGUGCGGCGAGCUUGCACAGCGGACGGCGAGUGCUGCCACCCUCAGUGUCUGGGCAGCUGCACAGUCCCUGCUAGUGACACAGCAUGUGCGGCCUGUGUGCAUUACUUCCACCAAGGACGCUGUGUGGCUGAAUGCCCUCCCGGCACCUACAAGUUUGAGGGCUGGCGCUGCAUCAGCGCCAAGCUCUGCUCCAAGGUCCACCUUCCCGACUUUGACAGCUUUGUCAUCCACGGAGGAGAGUGCAUGUCUGAAUGCCCGUCUGGGUAUAUGCGCACCGCACCCAACAGCAUGUUCUGUACAGCCUGUGAUGGUCUGUGUGAUAAAGUGUGCGACGAGAAGGUCAUCGACUCCAUGGAUGCCGCUCAGUCUCUUGAAGGCUGCACUGUUAUCAAAGGGAACCUGCACAUCAACAUCCGCAGAGGCCACAACAUGGUGGCAGAGCUGGAGAGUUUCACAGGUUUGAUCCAGAGGGUGACCGGUUAUGUGCGGAUCAGACAUUCCCACACUCUGAGCUCCCUGGCCUUCCUCCGCAGCCUCAGAUACAUAGAUGGAGAAGACCUCCUGGACGAUAUGUACGCUUUCUCAGCAUAUGACAACCAGCAGCUCCAGUAUCUCUGGGACUGGAAGCAGCACAACCUCACCAUCAAGGCAGGGAAGCUGUUCUUCAGAGCCAAUCCGAAGCUCUGCAUGUCCGAGAUCCGUAAAAUGUGGGAGAAGACAGGUGUCCAGGGCCACUUCGAUGAGAGCGAUUUCCGAAACAAUGGCGACCGAGUCAGCUGUGAAAGCACUAUCCUACAGUUUAAGUCUAACAGCACCAGUAGUACACGGAUCAAACUGACCUGGCAGCGCUACCGUCCUCCAGACUACCGAGACCUCAUCAGCUUUAUCGUUUACUACAAGGAGGCGCCCUUUCAGAACAUCACAGAGUUCGAGGGACAGGAUGGCUGUGGCUCCAAUAGCUGGAAUAUGGUGGAUGUGGAGCUGAGGCCAGACAAGGACUCAGACCCCGGAGUCCUGCUGUCCGGCCUGAAGCCCUGGACGCAGUACGCCAUAUUUGUCAAGGCCAUCACACUCAUGGUGGAGGACAAACAUAAGCCGAGUGCAAAGAGCAAGGUGGUCUACAUCCGCACCAGCCCCUCAGCGCCCUCCAUGCCUCAGGAUGUGCGAGCGUACUCAAACUCAUCCACUCAGCUGGUGGUGCGUUGGUCGCCCCCAGUGUCACCAAAUGGAAACCAGACUUACUAUCUGGUCAGAUGGCAGCAACAGGCUGAAGACCGAGAGCUGUAUCAGCACAACUACUGCUCUAAAGAGCUGAAGAUUCCCAUUAGGAUCGCUGCCAUUGGUGUGGGAGACCAGGAAGAGGACACCAAGCCCACUAAGCCAGAUACGGAUGGGCCGGAGAAGGGCCCCUGUUGCCCUUGUCCUAAAUCAGUGGAGGACCUCGAGGCCGAGGCUGCUGACGCCUCCUACCGAAAAGUCUUUGAAAAUUUCUUGCACAACUCAAUUUUUACACCAAGGCCACCAGAUCGUCGCCGCAGGGAUCUCUUUGGAGUAGCCAACUCCACUCACCCGCGCCGCAACCGACUGCACUCCAACAGCAGCACUGUCCCUCCUCUCCAAGCCGCUGGUAACAGCAGCAUCACUGAAGUGGAGCCAGUAGACAGAGAGUUUGAGUUUGCGGAGCAGUCGGUGACGGAGCGUGAGCUGCAGAUCACUGGCCUGCAGCCGUUCACAGUCUACCGCAUAGACAUUCACGCCUGCAACCGACAGGUCCAACGCUGCAGCGCCGCAGAGUUCGUCUUCUCCAGGACCAAGCCAGCAGAAAAGGCUGAUGACAUACCCGGCCAGGUGACCUGGGAAGGCCACGAGGACUGGGUGUUUCUGCGCUGGCCAGAGCCACACCACCCCAACGGACUCAUCCUCAUGUAUGAGAUCAAGUUUAAACUGGCUUCUGAGGCGGAGAAGCACGAAUGUGUCUCUGCUCAGCUGUAUCAGACCCAGCGUGGCGUUCGGUUAUCCAACCUCAGUCCAGGAAACUACUCUGUGAGGGUGCGAGCCACUUCACUGGCCGGCAACGGCUCCUGGACGCACAUUCUGGAUCUCUAUGUGGCUGAACGAUAUGAAAACGUCCUCUACACUAUGAUCUUUGUUCCCAUCGCCAUCAUUCUCCUCAUCUGCCUGUUGGGUUCAAUGUUGGUGAUUUUCAACAGAAAAAGGAACAGCGACCGGCUUGGAAAUGGAGUCCUGUACGCCUCAGUCAACCCAGAGUACUUCAGCGCUGCAGAGAUGUAUGUACCAGAUGAGUGGGAGGUGGCACGGGAGAAGAUCUCCCUUAGCCGCGAGCUCGGCCAGGGCUCCUUCGGCAUGGUGUAUGAAGGCUUGGCAAAGGGAGUGGUCAAAGAUGAACCAGAGACCCGCGUCGCCAUCAAGACAGUCAACGAGACGGCCAGCAUGAGGGAGAGGAUAGAGUUUCUCAAUGAAGCAUCCGUCAUGAAGGAGUUCAACUGUCACCACGUGGUUCGUCUCCUGGGAGUGGUUUCUCAGGGCCAACCCACUCUGGUCAUCAUGGAGCUGAUGACACGUGGAGACCUGAAGAGCUACUUGCGCUCCCUCCGACCUAAAGAGCAGCAGUGGUCGAGCCUGUCGCUCCCUCCUCUGAAGAAGAUGCUUCAGAUGGCCGGGCAGAUCGCAGAUGGUAUGGCCUACCUCAACGCCAACAAGUUUGUCCACAGAGAUCUGGCAGCCAGGAACUGCAUGGUGGCUGAGGACUUCACCGUAAAGAUAGGAGACUUUGGAAUGACCAGAGACAUCUAUGAGACGGAUUAUUACCGUAAAGGUGGGAAGGGUUUGCUCCCCGUCCGCUGGAUGUCACCUGAGUCUCUGAAGGACGGAGUCUUCACCACCAACUCUGAUGUCUGGUCAUUCGGGGUUGUAUUGUGGGAGAUCGCCACCCUCUCAGAACAGCCCUACCAAGGUCUGUCCAAUGAGCAGGUGCUCCGCUUCGUCAUGGAGGGAGGGCUGCUGGAGAAACCACAGAACUGUCCCGACAUGCUGUUCGAGCUAAUGCGAAUGUGUUGGCAGUACAACCCCAAGAUGCGUCCAGCCUUCGUGGAGAUCAUCAGCAGCAUAAAGGACGAGCUGGAGCCGUCAUUCAAAGAGGUCAGUUUCUUCUACAGUGCCGAUAACAAGCCGGUCGACGCUACGCAGCAUCACCUGGAAAAGAUGGACAACAUGGACGACGUCCCUCUGGACCCUCCUCCCUCCACACAACCACAGCAAACCCAAGUCCCCCAACAGACCCCACCCUCCCCAAGCUCAGAAGCUCCACCCGCCCCGUCGUUAGCGCCCAGCUCCCCCUCCUCUCCCUGUACGUCGAGCGCUGCCAUGGACAAGCAGCCCUCUGGCCAGCAGGCAGCUAAUGGCCUGUCAGGAGCGGGCCUUGCAGCAGGGCCAGGGCUCGGGACGGGCUCAGGCGUCCCGGUGCGGCCGUCUCUGGACGAACUUCCCCCAUAUGCACACAUGAACGGAGGACGCAAAAACGAACGCGCCAUGCCUCUCCCACAGUCCUCUGCCUGCUGAUCGGAUGGAGACACCCACCAGACUGCACACCCUGCCCCCUGCUGCACUGCAGAGCCUGAUGUCUCAGUGGGUGCGACCUCUCCUUUUUUGUAAACCAUAUACAGCAAAAACUUGUCAGCCGGCUGGGUGAGGUUACUCAGUGAGCAGUAAAGACUCACAGGAAGGUGGACAAAACUGUCACUGAGUCCAUUUCUCUGCUGUACCUCCACACACUUUUUCAUAUUAUUCUAGUUUUGGUUUGUACCAGCUGGUUCAAACAGUAAAAGAAAGAAAAAAAUAUAUAAAUCAUUUGGGAGAUCUCUCUCUCUCUCUCUCUCUCUCUCUCUCUCUCUCUCUCUCUCUCUCUCUCUCUCUCUCUCUCUCUCUCUCUCUCUCUCUCUCUCUCUCUGUCUCUCUCUCUUUCUUUAUGGCUGAAGUUAUUUUAUAAAUUGUUGUUUGUUACUUUUUUAUAUAUAUUUCCAAAUGGGAAAACUAAAUGUGUAGGCCUUUAUGAUUGACCAGCGUUUGGUCGCUUUUGGGCGGGCAUUAUGGUGAAACUGUUAAGCAUAUCUAAUGAAAAAGUACUUCAGAGGGGUCUCUGUCCCUUGUUGCUCUGCAGGCUGGGUGUCAGCGUAAUGCCGGGCCAACAACCAAUCUGCUGAAAAAAAACAACCGGAGGGUUAAAGGUCAAAUCUGCCAAAUUUGUUGCCAAAAUUGUACUUUUUGUCAAAAAUCUCUUUUCUGCAGUCUUUCCCUGUAAUUCUCCAACAAACCGGAUAGAAAAUGCGAGCAACAAAAGAAGCACUUUGAUCUGCCGCCACACCAUUCUGAAACUCUACGAUCAAAGGGAUAUUAACUUCCCUCUACAGUCCUACACUACUCCUCUCGUUCUGUUUGAUAUCUAUAGACACUGUACUUAAGAGUCAUGGACCUUGGUUACAUCAGUUUAUCUGAAAUUGAGCCACAUCCUCUCACAAAGUGCUGUUCUGUUACGGUUUAAACGCCAAAUCUAGUCAAUAAAAAAGCAAAAAAAAACAGAUAAACCUUGAAGCAUGGACUGCGGAGGGAAGGCAUAAAGAGGACAAUAAACACUAUAUCUAUAAUGGGAUUUGCUCCGAGUUCAGAGGCUUACUUGUUGUUGUAUACAAACAGGUAUUUUUUCAGACUAGUCAUAGUCUCCGACAUUUGCAGCAUCUCUACGUGGGCAGAGCAUUUAUGUACGCACCAGUUGUUUGUGUCACUUUUCUAACUUUUAUACAGUUGGAGACAUUCAUCAUGUACAGAAAGAAGCUGCUAUUCCUUAUUUCUCUUGUGGUUGUAAUAUAGUUAAUAUCUAUAUAUAAAAAGAGAAAAAAAGUCCUUCAGGUUGGAUCUACGAACGUUUCCACUACAGUCCAUUUUUUUAAUGCUUGUACUCGUGUAAAGUGUAUCUGGAGCUGGUUUCGUUCCGUGUUUGCGUAAAGGUACGACAAUUUGCCUUGUGUUGUGAAACACCGGUAACUUCCCCUCCCAUCCGACUAGAGGACAGUGAUGGUACCAGUAACCAUCGAUGCUCUCAUGUUCUCUCGGGACGCCUCAACCUCUGGUCUCUUGGGUGUAGACUCAGAGGUCGGGUGUCACUGCUGAGUCCCAACUAAAUCUCAGGUCAAAGAGAAAAGUUAAAUCCUUCUCUACUUUCCUUUUAUCUUUUGUUUGUGCUGACACACUUUGAGACAUCCAGCCUGGUGUGUGUGUGUGUGUGUGUGUGUGUGUGUGUGUGUGUGUGUGUGUGUGUGUGUGUGUGUCUGAAUCUAUGUCCCUCUGUAAUUUAACUUUCCUCGAUCAUUAAAAAAGAGCAGUGUGUCCAAGUCAAGAGGGAUUUCCAGUUGUGGAGGCGUCCUGACACUCAUUGUGUGAAGUCCUAAUACUGACACAAGUGUUUUAAAAGGUUAUCAGACUAGUUUGAAUAUAUUUAGAUACAUUAAUAAAUCAAAUUGUGAGUUAAUUAAGAUGGAGCGUAAAACAUUUUUUUCAGCUUAGCUUCCUUGUACCUCCAAUUAGUUUUUUUUUUUAAUAAAAAGUCAAAAGACUUUAUUUGUUCUUCAUUCAGUCAGUUGAUCACAUAAAUUCAAACUCUAUUUUCCACCAGCUUAUUUUAAUUUUCACGUCCCUCGUUUUCCUUUUUUCAGUGGGUCUUGGUGCUCAUUUAAUACUGUGUCUUUUCCCUGUUCCCCCCUAUUUGGGCCCUUUUAGCUAGUUACCUAGCUGAAGCUAACUUUAAUCAUACAGGAGCACACCAGCGGAUGCAUGUAAUGUUAAUCAUAUAUAUAUGGUUCUGCAUACUGCUGUAGCAUCGUAGUAUAAACUUUGGUGUCAGUAGGUAAAGCAUUUUAGCUAGCCAGAAACUGCUAAGAAAGUUAUUUGGCUAAUGUCAUCUAGAGCUUUUUAGUUAACUGUGUUUGAUUCAAGAAAAGAGGGGAUGAAUUACACACUGCUGCAAAAAUAUCAAGGAUAACACGACACAAAGUCCAGGACUUAUUUUCACUAAAGACGACAGACGAGCACUUAAAGAUGAGGAUAAAAGCCCGCUAACUUUGUUAGCAUAGCGUCAUAAUGAAAGUUGGGAACUGUCUGGGGAAAGUAGAGCACUGAUGUUGAUGAUGAUGAUGAUUAAAUGUGGGCCAAGAACAAAAUGAAUUAGGAAAACUAAAAAACCUUAAAAAAUGAAAGUGUAAAAUUACAUUAAAGGAACCAUUAAGCUUUAUAUUUCUUUCUCUCUCUAUUUUUCUGUAUUCAUUUUUACUUGCUGAUAACCUUUUAUUAAAUGUUGUCAGUUUUAGGUUUCCAUGUGUUUGCGCCAUGUAAUAACACUGUCUUCGAGGUACAAAUAAAAAAUAAAAAAAAACUAAUUUAUUUCAUGCAGCAGUGAACUUUCACACACUUAUUUUUCUGAAGGCCUGUCAGUCAGAUGGUCUCACUUUCUGCUCAUCAACUUCUCUCUUGAAUCAAGGGUGGUUUUUCUGUAUGCUGCUAGUCAUCCACAUUGUGUAUCUUUUUCCAACAUGCUGACAAGUCUUUGUAGAUGAUUGCUGAAGUUUAAUUGGGUUGAGAAACGAGUGAAUUUGUCUUACAGCACUGAAAGAUUUUUUAAUGCUUGGGGGGGAAAACAAGAUUUCACAACUGAGGGUCCUCUGAGGUACAAAUGCUCUUGAGGCUCUUCUCUUAUUCUGAAUGUGUUCUUUUGUUAAAAUAUUGAAUAUAAAUGGGAGAACUGGAAGUGGUGCAGAUUGCUUGAGGUUUACAGAAGAAACGCAUCACAGAAAUAUAUAAAGAGGAGUAUGAUCAGAGCGGACCACGUGGAGAUGAUAUUUAAGGCUCAUUCACCUCAAAGUGUUAAGAUUCCCAGCCCAGAUGUUUGCUUAUUUAUGUUAUAUUUUUAUGAAGUGUAAAUCACUGUACAAAUUCCCCACAAGUCUUUUUUUUUUCCUUCUGAUAUUUUGAUGUUCUUUUGCCCUUUUUGGGGGGGAAGGUUUUGUUAUCCCUUCAACCAUCCAUCUACCUCACUUCUUUUUUUUUUUUUUCUUCUUCUUCUUCUUUUUUAAAAUCUAUUUACAUGUACAGAAAAACAUCUCAUCUCUGUUUGUUCGGCUGUAAUGACGACCCUACUGAGUGCUGUUAACAUGGUCAAAUUCAAACCACAAACCAAACCAUCCUGAUUGGGGGAAGAAGAGAAGGGCCCAGUACAACAACAGAAAACUAUUUUUUACAUUGUAUGAAAUAUGAAAAAACAGUGUUACAUAGAUAUGGACUAAUGCGCCUGAUGAUAAGCACUUCACUUUGUAUUUGUUGUCUACAUUGUACAAAUUACACACAGACGUGACAUUUCUGGCUGCAGACACAGCAGACUGGAUAUAUCUUCAUCUAGAUGUCAGGAGUUUUGGAAAUACCUUCAGGAGAUAAACGAGUUUUGUCGAACAAACUUUUGUACAAUUCAAAUAGAAAACUCGGAUGCUUGACUUGAAUUAUAAUGUAGUUAUAAUACAUGAGAGGCACCAUCUGGAGCUGGCAGAGGGUGUCAGUUGUGGAAGAAACACCAACCUUUCAAAACUGAUAAAUGACCUGUUAAGUUUUGUUUUCUCCAUUAUUAGGAGUACCAUGCUGUGAGUGAAUGUGAGUUACUACCGAAACAUCCGAGUCUUCCUCUGCUCAUUGUUUUCCUGAGAGUAAAAAUGCAGUUACUGUAUCUUUUGUUUGAACAUUUUGACCCAUAAGUGAUGGAAUUGGAUGCAUCUAUAUUUGAGACUACAAGUACAUGUGUAAAGAGGGACAUUAUGGGACUUGUCAGUAUUUGUUUUUUGGCAGCUUGACAUUUUGUCAGUGCUUGAUAUCUCUGUUUUUUGGUACAGUAAAAAUAAUAAGACACGUUAACAGUUAAUGACAUUUCCAAUUCUCCCUCCUGUGUAAGAAUGAACGGAGCGACACACUGGACACAGUCACACAUUCUCAAAUGGGCUUUAACUUUCUUACUGGAAGCUGUUUGUUUCUCAUCAGUAAUGAGUGAGUGUGGAGUAGCACUUAGAGGGAAGUCAGUCAUAUUUAACAACAUCUCGUUUCCUGUUAAUGUGUUGGUUGACAGAAUAAUGUUCAGGUUCUUGAGUUUAAAAGCAUCUUCACUCUUCACUUUUUUGUGAGUUUCGUCCUUUUCUAAUGAGGCAGGUUUGUAGUUUCCGUGAUCAGGAUGGUCUUUCAGUGUUUGUGGUCUGAUUUUUGCCUCACUUUUACCACUGGAACACCUCACAGAGCGGACAUAAAAUCGAACAAAUUUCCUAUUUUCCUUUUGUCACAUUGAUUGCCAAUUUGUUAUCAAGAUUUUGAUGUGUGUAAAUUAUUCAUAGCCUUCUGACUCUUGCGUUUCUGUUGAAAUGAUCUCUUAGACUGAGGUUUCAUUUUUGGUUUUCUUUUGUACAUGCUGUUGUAAGAAUUUUUCCUGUUAUCAAUAUAUUCUGAGUACUGGGGAAAAUGUAUUGGCUGAAGGAAAAGAGAAUGUCUGUUUCUCUGAUUCUUUUUUUCUACACAAGAUUUAAGAUGAAUAAAAAUGUAUGCAAACUGUU
Acanthopagrus latus (yellowfin seabream) is the source of this 9323-nucleotide messenger RNA. RefSeq names its product insulin-like growth factor 1 receptor. The transcript is spliced from 21 exons. Gene Ontology annotation, molecular function: insulin receptor substrate binding; ATP binding; phosphatidylinositol 3-kinase binding. Bases 1 to 4254 code for a protein of 1417 amino acids. The record is from RefSeq and is a predicted model, not a curated record. Gene Ontology annotation, biological process: multicellular organism development; insulin-like growth factor receptor signaling pathway; protein autophosphorylation. Lineage: Eukaryota; Metazoa; Chordata; Actinopteri; Spariformes; Sparidae. Gene Ontology annotation, cellular component: membrane; insulin receptor complex; axon.